AUGUCAGGCAUUCAGACUCAUUUAGAGGACUCAGUCCGUCCAACAGAAAGCCAAAAUGCUCGGCCUCGAGCUGUGUCUCGCGAAAAACAAUUCUACUCUGCUGCUCCUCAACCUGUCGCAGUAGCCCCAACACCUACAACAUCAGUAGCGGUACCUAGCGAUCAGCCACCGCCUCCUCAGCCUGGAGCGGCUCCUCAAGCUACAAACAUUUCUUCGAAAGCUUCCGUCCCUCCACCCCCAAAAGUCGGCGAGACGCCCAUGUCUCCAGUAUCUUAUAUUCCCCCGGGGUCUUCCACGACUGGCACGACUUCAUCUCUACAAGCGCCAGUGGUGACUCCACCAACUGUUCAAGAUAGCAAGCAAAUAGAUCUGGCGCAUCCGCCUGGAUACCAACAGAAUCCAUACGCAACGGACAUGACGGCGCAACAACGGUCGGCGACGCAGCCAGACAGUUCCCCAAGCUCAUUGGGGAAUCUUGAUGGCAGAUAUUCUGACGAGGCAAACACAUUGCAUGAAGUCGGUGAGGCAGUUGACAAGGCCAAGCAUUGGGCGGCAGAGAAAGGGACUCAACUCGCAGAGAAUGCUGGCACUCUGCACGGAAAGGUUUGGGAUACGCUGCAAGGGAAGAAGUAG
This is a messenger RNA of Bacidia gigantensis, 633 nucleotides long. RefSeq lists its product as uncharacterized. The record is from RefSeq and is a predicted model, not a curated record. Bases 1 to 633 code for a protein of 210 amino acids. The transcript has a single exon. NCBI's taxonomy places the organism in Eukaryota, Fungi, Ascomycota, Lecanoromycetes, Lecanorales, Ramalinaceae.